GGCAAAGUGGGAAACCAUCAAGUUCCACAAAAUCGCAUCUGCUUCGACUCCACCGCCGCCUCCUUCCUUCUCUUUCCUUCCACUCCCAUCUGCUCUCCUCGCCGCCACCUGCGCCGUCAGAGCACCGAGCAGUCCGCGACCGCGCUGCCGCUCUACGACGGGCGACGGCGUCGCAGCUCUAGUCGCAGCCGCCUCCGCUGAAUUCGGGGCUCGCCGAAUACCGCCUCCAAUCGUCUCUGCGUCCGGGGUGCAACUGAAUCCGGCACCACCCUGUGCUGCCUGCCAUGGCACUCGGAGAUGAGGGAGGAGGGACUCAACAGGUUAAGGUACCGUAUUUGUAGACUCGGUUGGAGAAAUUGGUUGUUGCUAUGAUGAAGACUAAGACGAGUAGGAGCUUACAGAAGUCUGGGAGAGGUAAUCAGGUCCAAGGAGAAGGGCCAAACUGGGUUCUUGUUGCUGGCGGGGUUUUGCUUAGCACACUUUCAGUCAAGAUUGGUUGCAAACUAAAGCAGUUGUUCGACGGGAAGCAGCAAAAUAAUACUUCCAAAGCUAAAAGAAGGUCUGAAGCAUGUGAGCUGCACUCAGAUCUCUACCGGUUCGGUGACCAAACCGGCUGCUACUACUGUAUGUCAGGGCUUUCAAAUGGUGGAGUGGAAGUCAAGCAAGCACCUGCAAGUCCUGUACCCAAAUCAGUUGAAUCCUCACUUCCACUUGUCAAGAUUCCCACGCCAGAAUCAAGCAAAGAGAACAGCGGUGUUAUGUGGAUAUCCUCACCUGAUCGGCUUGAAGAUCCUCGAAGGCCAUUUCAGUACUCUAACAGUUCUGGCUCUCCCUGUGUUUCAGAAUCAGGAUCUGACAUUUAUAGCAAAAGAGAGGUCAUACAAAAGCUAAGACAGCACCUCAAGAAACGUGAUGAGAUGAUCAUGGAGAUGCAAACUCAGAUUGCUGAUCUUAAGAACUCUCUUAACAUUCAGGUGACACAGUCCACUAAUCUGCAGUCUCAAUUGGAUGCUGCCAAUCGUGAUCUGUUUGAAUCUGAACGAGAGAUUCAGCAUCUAAGGAAGAUUAUUGCAGAUCAUUGUGUUGCAGAAGCACUCUCUCAUGAGAAACCUUUGCAAGCUGGACAUUGGCAUUCAGAUGCUGCAAAUGGACAUUCCAAUGGCUAUGCUGAUGGUAGUGUUGAUGAUGCUGACCUGCAUUGUGUUGGCAUUGAGAAGAGGAAGGGAGAGGUGGAGAGGGUGGAGAUGCUCAAGAAAGAGGUUGUUGAACUGAAAGAAGUCAUUGAGGGAAAGGACUUCGUGCUUCAGAGCUACAAGGAACAGAAGGUGGAACUGUGCUCAAAGAUCAGGGAGCUGCAGGAAAAGCUCUCAGCACAAGUGCCAAACAUCUUGUAGGAUCUAUGUGUGGUGCUUUUUAGAAGAUUGAAUCUAAGCAUAAUGUUUCCAUGUCCCAUGAGCAGCAGAGGGGGUCCUGCUUCAGUGAGGAUUGCAGGAGAAGCUCUGGGCAUCUGGCGAUUGCCAUGCUAGGAUCUUUGUGGAAUGCUUCUCUUUUCCUUUUUAGAGGGGAACUUUGCAUAAUGUUAGGUUGAUUUGUUUCUUUCUUGGCUGUCAUAAAUGUUAGGUUCGUUUGCUUUCUUCCUUUUUCAACAUAUCUGGCCCUUGGUUGCUCAAAGUUUACAGAGGGUUUCUUUUUGUCAGUUGCUAGGCUUCUAGCCCUAGGGUAACUCAAUUGAACUCCAUACUCAAGUUGCUGUACAGGUUCUCAGAUUUCAAGAGACAAAAUUCUGUAGUGUGCCUCUGCCUCCUCUUUCAGGGCACUUCUGUUUUUAGUGAUCUUUUGAAUGUUCGGAUGACAUUUCUAAACUAUGGCAUUGGCAUUGCCCUUGUUUGUGAUUCCUUCUGGAUGAAAAGAGAGUUCGGACGGUGUUUGCCGUUGCUCA
Messenger RNA from Sorghum bicolor (sorghum), 1939 nucleotides. RefSeq lists its product as uncharacterized. Lineage: Eukaryota; Viridiplantae; Streptophyta; Magnoliopsida; Poales; Poaceae. The coding region runs from base 369 to 1394 and encodes 341 amino acids. The record is from RefSeq and is a predicted model, not a curated record. The transcript has 4 exons.